UUUUCGGGAAUUGCGCCAUAUGGGAUGGGCAGGAGCAGUGACUCAAGUGACGACUAUUACUUCCCCAAACGGCGCAACUUUAAUCCGCAACCACAUCAUGUUACAAUUAUCAAGUCUGAAACAGGCUUUGGGUUUAACGUAAAGGGUCAGAUUGGCGAAGGUGGCCAGUUAAAAAGUAUUAACGGCGAGUUGUAUGCGCCACUUCAGCAUGUCAGCGCGGUUUUAAAGAAUGGCGCAGCUGAAAAAGCUGGACUAAUGAAAGGCGAUCGGAUUCUUCAGGUGAACGGAGUAAAUGUUGAAGGAGCUACUCAUAAACAAGUAGUGCAGUUGAUAAAAGAUGGUGGCGAUCGACUAUCGCUUGUUGUUAUAUCUGUUGAUGCCAUAGACGCUGAACGUUUCGAUGGCGAUUCGGUGGAAGACUGUUCAACUAAAUAUGAUUAUACCGAAAAACGGUCUCUUCCUGUCACAAUUCCAAGUUAUCAGACGGUUUCUGCCAACGGCGAACGUUUCGUGGUUUACAAUAUUCAUAUGGCAGGAAGACAUCUUGGGUCACGGCGAUAUAGUGAGUUUGUUAACCUUCACAACAUUUUGAAAAGAGAAUUUGUGGACUUCGACUUUCCAAAACUUCCUCACAAGUGGCCUUUUGGCCUCUCUGAGCAGCAGUUGGACUCGCGUAGACGUGGGCUUGAAAUGUAUUUGGAAAAGAUUUGCGCUGUUAAAGUUAUUGCGGAUUCUGAAAUCAUACAAGCGUUUUUAAUGGAGGAUUCUUCCUCUGUUUGCUCAACCGUUGAAGUUAAUAUCCGAGUAUUGCUGCCUGAAGGAAUUCCACUCAGUUUUGAUAUAAAACGGCACUGUAGAGCUAGAGAAUUAUACGCUGUGAGAACCGGAUUGAAUGUGAACUACCUCUACAUUAUUGUGCUAAGAUUGUUUCUUACAGAGAGAAAACUUGCUGAUGACGAAUAUCCACAUGCACUCUACAUUCAAAAUUACACCUCAGCAGCACCGUCAUGUAUUGUCGUUCGAAAAUGGUUGUUCAAUCUUCAUAAGGAAAUCGAACUUUGUCAACGCAGUGUACUUUUUAAGCAUUUUUGUUUCUGGCAAGCGGUUGCUGAUGUCAAUUUGGGUGUGAUUGAGGCAAAGGAGAAGUUGUAUCAGCUGAAAGCGUUGCAGAGCCUUGAUCGUUGUGAUGAAUAUCUAAAAUUGGUGAGAACCUUGGAAGGUUAUGCACGUAUUACUUUUCCAUUUUGUUCGUGUGAUACACACAAAGUUGGCAAUGUGGUUCUUUCAUUAACCUUUGACAAAAUUGUUUUACGUGCUUGUGGCGACGAUGGUAAUUUGCUGGAUGAUGGAAUAACUCUGGACUGGGAUGAUAUAAAAAGCUUUGAGCUUGCGGAAGAAAAUGUAUUUAUGUUUGAGUACCACCGAAAGCAAAAGAAACCGAAAACAGUAAAACUAACGUCUCCAUUUGUUAGUUUGUUGAAUUUCCUUAACGUUUAG
This is a messenger RNA of Enterobius vermicularis (human pinworm), 1497 nucleotides long. NCBI's taxonomy places the organism in Eukaryota, Metazoa, Nematoda, Chromadorea, Rhabditida, Oxyuridae. The record is from the annotation of a GenBank genome assembly.